Microcebus murinus (gray mouse lemur) is the source of this 1972-nucleotide messenger RNA. It is a transcript of the gene CCDC59, whose product is annotated as coiled-coil domain containing 59. Gene Ontology annotation, cellular component: nucleus. Lineage: Eukaryota; Metazoa; Chordata; Mammalia; Primates; Cheirogaleidae. The record is from RefSeq and is a predicted model, not a curated record.
UAAGUAGAGGUCCGAGUUGAGGCGAUCGAUUGCUUGAGUUUGAUGACGUAUUUUGGGAGCGUCUGUUGUGAUUUUUCUGGCGACGGAAUUGGUCUGCGGAAAUGGCGCCGGUGAGGCUGGCACAGUGGCAGCGGAACGGGGGUUUGGGGACACGUGGCGAAGGGGGUUCUUCGGUCGCAUUCAGGAAUAAGAAUGUGAAACAGAGGAUAUGGCGGCCUAACUAUUCUCAAGCCUUCGUGGGGAGCGUACGCGAAGGACAAGGCUUUGCAUUUCGGAGGAAACUGAAGAUUCAGCAAAAUUACAAGAAAUUGCUAUGGAGGAAAAAGAAGGUUCAAAUAUCUCAGGAAUCCCAAUUCAAAGAUCGAUACCCAGAUCAUCUGAAACAUCUAUACUUAGCUGAAGAGGAAAGACUCAGGAAGCAACAAAGAAAAGUUGACCAGCGUUUGUCAGAAGAGCAAGUUGACCAAACUUUGCCUGACGAACAGCAUAGCAUUGACCAGUGUUUGUCUGAAGACCGGUAUAGCUUUGACCAGCCUCAGCCAGAAAAACAAUGUAGCAAGACAGUAAAGUCCUUUAACGUUCCAAAGCAAAAUAAAAAGAAAACAUCAAAUCAAAAAGCACAAGAAGAAUAUGAAAAGGUACAAGCUAAGCGUGCUGCUAAGAAACAAGAAUUUGAGAGGAGAAAACAAGAGAGAGAAGAAGCUCAAAGGCGCUACAAGAAGAAGAAAAUGGAAGUGUUCAAAAUAUUGAGUAAAAAGACUAAAAAGGGCCAACCAAACUUGAAUUUACAGAUGGAAUAUCUUCUUCAAAAAAUACAAGAAAAAAAUUGAAUCAUAUUUUUUUCCUCAGAGGUUAACAUACCUGCUGCCCUUUGACUCCUUUCUUUUGUAUGUGUAAUAGGUACAUCCUAACAAUGAACUUGAUUUGUCAACAUAAACUAUAUUGCUGAACUCUACUAAAUAUAAAAUGUCUAAAUAUUUUUGUUCUUAUAAAAGAAACUUUUCUAUAUAUACUCUACAUAAUAUGACGUGUUUCUUAUUUGUUUGCCUCUGAAGGAAGGUUGUCCUGAAGAACUUAAAGAACCUUCAAUUGGGGAGACAGACUCAAGCAUGUAGUACUUUUGUACCAAAUGAAAUUUGUAUGAAAUAAAAUGUUUUCAAAAUAAGGGAGCAGAGCUUCUAAUGAAGUAUUUCAGUGAAAAAUUUCAAUUUAAUAAUCAGCUAUAUGGUUUUGAAAUUCAUUUUAAUGAUAAAGGAGGCAAAGACUCCCCUUGGAUUAUCUAUUUAUUUAUUUAAAAUUAAAUACAUGUUACAGGCGGAUAGACCUUUCAGAUAUUUGGGUGCUGAAAUAACCUUCUGCCUUCACAGUAUAACAGGGUGUUCUUUGUAAAGCAAGUUAGCUUAUGAACUCAGAGAAUCUGAUAUUUAUAAACAUUCCCUUAAAUGGAAGUACAUAGCUUGUUCGUGUAAGAUGUUUUAAAUGAUGAUGGAAACUCAGCAGUGUCACAGCCAGAAUUAAGACUUUGAGAUCCUGUGGGACCCUACACUGUAAGAACAUUGUCACUGUGUCAUCCCUGUUGAUACUCUUGUGAGCUGAGGGAAACUACUGAAAUAAUUGUUUCUCCUGCCUUGCAAUUAAGGCAAAAGUUCAAUAGAAAGUGCUUAGGGAACACUGAACUUACUUUUUUUUUUUAGGAGAUUGGUCUCACUCUCUUGCCCAGGCUGGCCUUUGACUCAUAGUCUCAAAUAAUCCUGUCUCAGCUUCCUGAGUAGCUGGGGCUACAGGUAUGUGCCACCAUACCUAGCUUGAAUGUAUUCUUUAUUGCAUAGAAAAACAACACUUGGAAUUUUGUAAUACACUAUAUUGCAUUUAAAAUAAGCAGCCCAGAAUGUCUAAAUUUUGCUAUAUUGGCAAAGACAAUACAUCAUGAUGCACAGUAAAUAUUUCAAUAAAUUAUUUCAUAAUGAUUUUA